AGCAUUUUACUUCCGCUCGGUCUAUGUGGACUGAUGAAAUGUAGGAAAUCUGUUUCUGGCAGGGGGAAAAAUCGUUUUCCCAAACUGCACCAAGAGGAGACUUCAGAGAAGUAUGAAGAGGGGCAGUGUGACUGUAGCUGUUGCCGCUGCCUCUGCCGCUGCCGCUGUACUGGUGGGGUGCGGGGAGCCGCUGCUGCAGGACCUGCGCCUGGAGGGGGCCGGCCCCAAGAAUCUGCAGGAGCCCAGGCGGGAGCCCUGGCGUCUCUGAAAGCAGCCAACAGCACAGCUCGGAACCCGGGGGUAUUACAAGUGGAUAAAUAAUGUGCACUGCUCUGAGCCCAAAGGUGCGCAGUGGGCCUGGCCUCUCUGAUAUGCAUCAGUAUAGCCAAUGGCUGGCCAGCAGACAUGAAGCUAAUUUGCUACCGAUGAAAGAAGAUCUGGCCUUGUGGUUAACCAAUCUAUUAGGGAAGGAGAUCACAGCAGAAACUUUUAUGGAGAAGUUGGAUAAUGGUGCUUUGCUCUGUCAACUUGCAGCAACUAUGCAGGAGAAAUUCAAAGAGAGCAUGGAUAUUAACAAGCCCACAAAGAGUCUUCCAUUGAAGAAGAUUCCAUGCAAAGCCAGUGCACCCUCAGGCUCCUUUUUUGCCCGAGAUAAUACAGCAAAUUUCUUAUCCUGGUGCCGAGAUUUAGGUGUGGAUGAAACAUGUCUAUUUGAAUCUGAAGGUCUGGUCCUCCACAAGCAACCCCGAGAAGUUUGUCUCUGUUUGCUAGAGCUUGGCCGGAUUGCAGCCAGGUAUGGCGUGGAACCUCCUGGUUUGAUAAAAUUGGAAAAAGAAAUUGAACAAGAAGAAACACUUUCUGCCCCUUCUCCUUCACCUUCUCCUUCAUCAAAGUCGUCUGGGAAAAAGAGUACAGGAAACUUACUGGAUGAUGCAGUGAAACGAAUUUCAGAAGAUCCUCCUUGCAAAUGCCCAAACAAGUUCUGUGUGGAGCGGCUUUCUCAAGGAAGAUACCGAGUAGGAGAAAAGAUUCUCUUCAUUAGGAUGCUGCACAACAAACAUGUCAUGGUUCGUGUGGGAGGAGGAUGGGAGACUUUUGCAGGGUAUUUGUUGAAACAUGACCCCUGCCGAAUGCUGCAGAUCUCCCGUGUGGAUGGCAAGACAUCCCCCAUCCAGAGUAAAUCUCCAACCCUUAAGGACAUGAAUCCUGAUAAUUACUUGGUGGUCUCUGCCAACUAUAAGGCUAAGAAGGAGAUUAAAUGAAACUAAUUGGUUAUGACAAGGGGACUCUCAGAAUGGCCUAUAUCCACUUCUCCAGUGUAGUCAGUUUAGUUCACAUGCUCUGAAAACUACUUUGGAAAAAGGCGUAACAGAAAGAAAAAAAAAAUGUCAUCAUAAUGCAAAAUGUUCAAAGAGUAGCACUAUUUAUUUUCAAUGCUUCUGUAGAAAAUGACCUAUUCAAAGAAAUUCUAAACUCAAAUUUCAAUUAGAUGAGUUAUAGACAAAUUAUUAUUUGUCAAUACGUGAGCAUAGUAUUUAGAACACAAUAUUAGGAACACAAUUCUAGCUAUAGAUGCUCAAGAUAAAACUUUCAGGAGAAAUUAUUUAGGAUUUGAAGAUAAGUCAACAGAAAGUGCCUGCUGUAUGUUGUGAGUAAAAGCACCCCAGACAUUUUUAUAAUUGCAGAAUUUUUUAAGCUAUUUUUUACAAAAUAACAAUUUGUGUGAUAAUGUGCUACUAAAAAAUAUCCAAUGACAUUAUAAAUAAGUUCAGAGGACUCAGAACAGUAAUACUUUACUGGAAAGGCCAAGUCAGAAAAGUUUACAUUCACUUGGAAGAUUGCCUUAAAGUUUAUCUCUUAUUUUUGACCAAAUAUCUGGGGUACUUUUGGAAGUCUUCAAGACACCCCCUUAGCGAAUAGUUUAUGAUUUCACACACACAUAAGCAUACAUCUGUGUUUAGCAUGACUUAGUGUAACUCACACACACAAGCUGACAUACAUUUAUAUUUUGAUGAGUGAAUUGUACGAAUAUUCAUUACUUCAUGUUAUUUUAAAGCAUUUUCUUAAUUAAACUAUAUCUAAAUCCUACAUUGCUAUGCUGUCUAGUAAAUUCACUGUAGCUAAUGAUAUUACAGACUUAUGUAUACCCUCAUAUACCUGGACAGGGCUGUUUUGUACCAAUAAACAGCAAAGUAUUGUCCUCACUGAUUGAAAAAAUUAAAAACAUAAAUUUUUAAAAUGUUACUUGUUUCUCUAUCAAUGCUUCAAUCUGAAAUAAAGUUCAUCUUCAAAUGGC
Molecule: messenger RNA, 2296 nt
Organism: Marmota flaviventris (yellow-bellied marmot)
Lineage: Eukaryota; Metazoa; Chordata; Mammalia; Rodentia; Sciuridae
Source: RefSeq, a predicted model, not a curated record